Molecule: messenger RNA, 2914 nt
Organism: Zea mays
Lineage: Eukaryota; Viridiplantae; Streptophyta; Magnoliopsida; Poales; Poaceae
Exons: 8
Coding region: 210-2531 (773 amino acids)
Source: RefSeq, a predicted model, not a curated record
GCCUAAAUUUAGCGGCCGCCAGCGGAGCCACCACCUGAUCAAAUCCACUCGCCUCCCGUUUCCCUCCCCUCCCCCUCUACUGUCUCCUCCGCGAAAAUAGCCAGCAGAGGAGGGCCGUGGCCACCGCACACGCGUCCGCCCGCCGUUCCCCUCGGCCUCGGCGCGGCUUCACCUCUCCCCCCGCCCUGCCUCCCGUCCCAUUUCCGGCCAUGGCCUCUUCGGUGGCCGCCAUGCCACACGAGUCCGCCUCAUGGAGGGACCCCUCCCGCCCCACCCCGUCCAGAGGCUUCUUCAACAUCCUCAUCCCCUCCCCCGAAGCCGCAGCGGCCUCCUCCUCCUCCGCCAGCGAGCCCACGCCCAGGCGCCGCCGCCAAAUCCUCGACCGCUGGGCGACCGCCGCCGCCGCCGUCACGGCCAGCGCCCCGCCGGCCCCCGCCGACCAGCGCCGCCGCGCCAGGGACGCCGAGCUGUCCGAGCUCGCUUCCGCCACGCGCCCCGUCGCCGCGCGCGCCGCCGUCUUCCGGGAGCCGUCCCCGGCGCCCUCCGACGCCUCCUCCACGGCCGCGCCCGCGGCUCCGGCGGCGGCGGCGGCGGCCACCGCCGCCGCCGUUGCCACGCCCUCCGAGCUCCCGCCCGCGGGGCCCCGGGCCUCGUCGCUCAUCCAGCGCUGGCGCGCGAUCGAGGCCGUCGGGCCCGCCACGCCGCGCCCCGGUAGCGCCGCCGACCCCGCCACGCCGCGCCCCGGCAGCGCCGCCGACCCGGCCUCCGCCUCCGACUCCGACACCGGCUCGCCGCGCGGCCGCGUCGGCUGCAUCGUCAAGAAGCUCAGCGGGGCGUCGUCGCUGCCCGAGGAUGAGCUCGACGACGCCGCCAAGUCCGAGCUCUCGCUCUCGCAGUCCGCGCCCCCGUCGCCCGCGCCCACGCGCGACGCCUCGCAGUACCCGCCGUACGCGUCGGGCGCGAUCAACUGCCCCCGCCCGCCGCAGCUCGUCGUCCGGACGGUGCGCGGCCGCCGCGCCAUGGAGGAGCUCGUCGCCGCCAUCGCGCACCGGCGGAGGCGCGAGGUCGCCGCGCUCGCCGAGAGGCACGCCGUGUCCCGCUUCGCGCACAAGGGCAGGAUCCAGUCCAUGCUUCGUCUGAGAUUGUUACGCCAGAGAGGUACAGUUGAGGAUGAACCGUGGAGUCUACUAAAGCCGGUUAGGCCACACCAACAAAAACAUGUGGGCAAGUUGAGGUACGAUAGCAGGGACACAGACUUACAAAAAGCAAACAAUUCCUGUCAACAAAAUAAUAGCAAGUGCAUGCCUGACGAACAACUUUAUAACGAUAGAGUUCCAGCUGAGGAAAAAUCAAAUGAUAUAUCCGCUGAAGGCCUUGUUGAUGGUUCAGGAAAUCUACAGUGUGAUGAGCAGAUGAAAGCAAAGGGGGAUACAUGUCAGAAAGAUUGUGAAAACUUUUGUGUUCAUAGUCAACACUAUUCUGAAGCAUCAAGCUUUGCAAGGUAUGGUGAGCAUAGUACUAUCGAUGAGAAUCAGUUUGUGGAAGAUAUCUCCCCAAGCACUACAAGCACGUUGCAUGAACUAGAAACUCCAUCGUCCAGAGGAGAUAAUCUUCGCGAAGAAGACAACCAAAGCAUAAACGGUUCCUGGGAAGAGAGAGGGUUAUGGAUAAGCAGCCUAGGUUGGCCUGCACCAAUUGAUACUAUGAGUCCGGAUAGCUGGCAUCAGGAAACAAUGGGUGAUAUUGAGAAUCAUAAUAAUCCAAUUCAAUUCAAUGACCGCCCCUGGAUAGAGUCCCCUAACUCGUGGAGAUCACUAUGUGUUGUCACGCAAUCAGACUGUCAUGCUCUGUCACACAAUGCUGACAUUUGCAACCUUCUUGAGAGAAAAAAGGUCUCAAAGUCUCUUGAGAGUGACUUCAGCAAUAAAAUGAACCAGCUGUUGCUAACAGCUCUGCAAAAACAAAGGCAACAACGGAUGAUGGAUGACUUUGGAGGAUACUAUGAUGAACGCAUGUACUGGAGACAAAAUGAUGAAAUUCGUGAUGCUGAUAAGGAGGCAUCUGCUCCAUGUUCAUUAGCCCCUGUCGCACAUCUUGGAGCUCAUCAGCAAGAGAGUUGGCAGCAUUCUUCAUUUGGAAGUCAACAUCAACACCACGAUAACCAAAAUUUACUUGAAAUGGAAGUCAGGGUAAGGGGUGAAAUGUCCCAGAUUCAUCAGGAAAUAUAUCAACUGCGGAAGUUGGUGGAAAGUUGCAUUGCAUCCCAAGUAAAGAUGCAGCACUCCAUUAAAGAAGAGGUGUGCAGUGCACUUCGUGAGGCAGGCUUGAUGCGAAGCCAACCCGACACAGCAGCAGCAAAAAGGGGUAACUGCUGCAUCUGCCAUCGAAUGCAAGUUGACUCUCUACUUUACAGGUGUGGGCAUGUGUGCACCUGUUUUGACUGCGCCGAUCAGCUGAAAUCGAGCGGCAUGAGCUGCCCAAUCUGUCAAUCUCCUAUUGAUGAUGUUGUUCUGGCGCGGUUGAAUUUUUGAGCUUAGAAUUUAGGAAAGGCCAAGAGAAAAAGAGCCGGCACUCCCAGAUUUAGACGUGGAGUUUGCGAAGCCCUGGUUUUGAGGCGGCUUCUUACCUUUUUGCUUAACCACCACUAAAGAAAUACGAGCUAGUUCUUGGAGAAAAUGUAAAUAUGUUUUUUUGGCGCAAGAGCGGUGUGCUUGUAUCGCACUAAAGGAAAACAGAGUUCUAAUUAAAAUGCUGGUUGUAUUCCCCGUAUGUACCACAUCACUUGUUCACGGAGAGAAUGUAAUGGUUCUGGUUCUAUUUGCGCGAUAGGUUUGAACUCACAGCAUUGAUACUCUUCACUCAGGCCUAUUUGAACAAAUUCAACGCCAACUAAUAAUAUGUUUGGUUUGAGGAA